AUUUGGACUGGACUGGACUGGAUAAGACAGUUCCUCGUUGAAGAUUAUUAGGAAAACGACUUAUACAGUUGAUAUGUGGACAGAUCUGCUUACAUAGUGCACGACUCAUCCGUUCCUCGUGUCCCUUUGGACUGCUCGACACGGCUGUCCAUUCUUCAGUGUUUACCCACCUCCUAACAGUGACACCUCAGAUACUGCAACGACUGAGAUUCCCAGUGAUAUCAGCCAGUAACAUGUCCAUGUUUAGCACGGGCAUCCUUGUGCUGACGUCGCCUCUCCACAUCCUCCCCUUGCGUAUCGCUCCAGUGCUCAGCUCAGCUGCUCAGCUUGUGGAGCGCACACUGUACGUCCACCUCCACCCCGGGCUGAACCUGGGGAGCGGGGGCCAGCCUCGGCCAGUUUUCAUUCCACCAGUGGUUGACCUGUCUACGCUCAUUUCCCGCCUUUACAGCAAUGCAGCCGACGUAUGCGCGCACCUGGAUGUCCGUGUUUUGCUGACCAAUGUUCGCGCUCAGUCAGCUGCCUGCAGUGGGACCCAGACAAUCCCAAACUGCCCCUUUCCCACACCACAAUCUCUGUCUCACUCCCCAGAUGUGGUGCUCACAGACUUCCCUCUGCAGGAUCCAGGCGAGUUCCAUCAGGUUAAGCAGUGUUUGCAGAAAUACAUGGGCCACUGCUACGUCUGUAGCCCCAGCCUGCCAUCAGUGUUGCUUCACCCACAACUAAUAAGGCUACAGGAGAAAGAGGAAGGGCUGAAAGAGCCUGAAGAAAAGGCAGAACCCCUGGAGACCUACAGUGAUGUGGUGGUAGGGGGGACGUUUGACCGGCUCCACGGGGCCCACAAGACGCUGCUCAACAUCUCAUGCCUGCUAGCUAAUAGAAGGUUCCUUAUUGGUGUGUGUGACCAGGCAAUGCUGAAAAAAAAAGUGCUAAAGGAGCUGGUGGAGCCCUACCCUCUGCGGGUCCAGAGACUGCAGGAGUUCCUGCAGGACAUCAAACCCUCGCUGCAGGUGGAGAUCGUGCCCCUCGACGACCCCUUUGGCGUCUCUGUGGUUGACCCCUUGCUGCAGUGCAUUGUGGUUAGUGAGGAGACGAGAAGGGGAGGCGAGGCCGUCAAUAAGAAACGCAUUGAGAAUGGCCUUCCAGCUCUCGUCCUCCAUGAGAUCCAGUUGCUGAAAGAUGCUCACCACACUGAGACAGAGGAGGAGAAGAUCAGCUCCUCCAGUCUACGCUCUCGUCUGCUGGGCACCCUCCUCACCCCUCUUAAAGACACGUCCCAUCUCCCUGCCCUUCCAUAUGUGAUUGGCCUGACGGGAGGCAGCGGCAGCGGAAAGAGCUCCAUCGCCAGGCACCUGGAGGCUUUGGGCGCAGUCCGGAUUGACUGCGACAAGCUGGGCCACGAGGUGUACCAGCCCGGCACAGCGGCCUAUCACAGAGUGCUCGAAGAAUUUGGUUCAGAUCUCCUAAAAGAAGAUAAAACCAUCAACAGACAGGCGUUAGGAAAGAAAGUUUUUGGGAACCAGGAGCGGUUAAAAGCCCUAACAGACAUCGUAUGGCCUCAGAUUGCACUUCUGGUGAAGAGCAUAAUCAGCCAAGCCAGAGAGGAAGGUAAACAGGUGUGUGUGUUGGAUGCAGCUGUUCUUCUGGAGGCCGGCUGGAUAGACAUGGUCCACGAGGUCUGGGUCACCGUCAUCCCUGACGAGGAGGCAGUGUCAAGGAUAACGGAGCGAGACGGCGUGACAGCAGAAGACGCGCUGCGCCGGCUGCAGAGCCAGUGGUCCAACGCCAAGCAGGUAGAGCACGCCAAUGUAGUGCUCAGCACGUUGUGGGAGCCAGAGGUCACUCGGAAACAGGUACUGAAAGCUUGGAAUCUUCUUCAGAAGAGAAUCCAACAGAGGCAAGAGGGACAGAAGUGGGUCACUACAUCAUCUCAGCUGUGAGAGUGUCAGAGGAAGGAACAUGUGCGCGAAAAUGACUGAUCCACAUAAGGAAACGCUGCCUUAGGAAGAAGCGAGAGCGGUUUCUGCAGCAAACCCAAGCAGCUUCUUUGACCAAGACUCAGUGCCUGACUGACUUUCCACACGUUUUUAAGCUCCCUUUUUAAGAUGCUUUGUGAAAGUGAAAGAUGGAUGGGUGAGGAAAAAAAGAGAACUUUAUACAUAAAUGAUCCCUAACAAAAAUAAGUUCUGGAUGAUCAUAUUAAUAAAGUUUUACUUUAUCCCCAGAAUUGCAGCUCUGUUUUCAUACAUAGAUUUUUUUUUUUUAAUGAAUGGCCUGCUUUUAAAUGGUUACUGACGUUUAAAAGAUAGGCCCAACAUUCAGCAAAGUCUAAUAUUUUGGACACACUAUAAGUGUCCUCUUUCCAUGUCUUCUAAGUGUAAUGAAUGUAGCUUAGAAAAGCAGCUAAUAGUAAGGAUAAAGUGAGGUAUCAUUUUGACAGAUUGUAUAGUUGCCACAUUUAACCAUAGAAUGAAACGUGUUUAUUUUUGCAGCCUUGGGGUCGGAGAAUAUUUUAACAAAUUCACUAUCAUUAUGAGGAAUUCUAAAUGACCAAACAAGGUCCUUGUAUUGUAGGAAUAUGUGCAAUAGGUUAUAUUUUGUCCUAUUAUCAGUGUAGCUGUCAGGUUGAAUAAGGGUAAUUAAGUCAGGAUCAGUACAUUGACUAAUAAAGGAAAAUGCAUCAAUACACAGGGACAGAAUCUAUGAAUGAAAUCUGUUUAAAAAUCUUGAAUUGUAAUGAGUGCAUGAUCUCCACGUGAGCUCACCCGUACCCAUUCAAACAUUCAACAUCUCCAAAAGCACCUGAAAAUGACAAGAGGGACAGCAGAGUGGAAGUCAUGACGGGUCCAGCUCAUGGUUGAUUUCAUGUUGUCAAAGUCCACAAUAAUAAAUGUCCUUUAGUAUUAUGAGGAUUGUCCAAUGAAAUGUAAUGUGUUCAUACAGUUGGUGAGAAACUUCGAGUGUCUUUGCUUUUCAUCGUCUUGUAUGUCAUCUUGAACCUCAGUGGAAUACUUUAAUAAACUGGUGUUAAAUCUUU
Chelmon rostratus (copperband butterflyfish) is the source of this 3037-nucleotide messenger RNA. RefSeq names its product CoA synthase (gene coasy). The coding region runs from base 234 to 1940 and encodes 568 amino acids. The record is from RefSeq and is a predicted model, not a curated record. The transcript has 10 exons. Lineage: Eukaryota; Metazoa; Chordata; Actinopteri; Chaetodontiformes; Chaetodontidae. Gene Ontology annotation, molecular function: dephospho-CoA kinase activity; ATP binding; pantetheine-phosphate adenylyltransferase activity. Gene Ontology annotation, biological process: coenzyme A biosynthetic process.